Molecule: messenger RNA, 573 nt
Organism: Closterium sp. Naga37s-1
Lineage: Eukaryota; Viridiplantae; Streptophyta; Zygnematophyceae; Desmidiales; Closteriaceae
Source: the annotation of a GenBank genome assembly
AUGUCUGCUAAUCGCCACUCAAAUUCAAUCCACCCGCACUCCCCAUCGCCCCAGGUGCUGGCAGCGCUGGGCUCACAGGCUGGAGGGGCAACUGUGCCCGUGCCAGCAGUGCACGCCCUGUGCACCGACCCCUCCGUUAUAGGCACGCCCUUUUACAUCAUGGACUUCGUCCCUGGUCGCAUCUUCACCGACCCUUGCCUCCCUGAUCUACCACCUGCCGCCCGGACUCAAAUCUACACCGCCAUGGCCGGCACCCUUGCCGCCCUGCACUCCGCCCGGCUGCCCCAGCUGCAAAAAGACGGGUUCGGCCAUCCAGACAACUACUGCCGGCGGCAAGUGGAGCGGUGGGCAAAGCAGUACGAGGCGUCAGUGAAAUCCAUAGGGGAAGAGUUUAGGGAGGAGGAUGAGAGGAUGAGGGGGCUGAUGGCGUGGCUGAGGGGGAGUGUGCCUGGGGAAGAUGCAGCAGCGGAUGGGGUGAUGCGAGGCGUGGUGCAUGGGGACUUUCGGCUGGAUAACCUCGUGUUUCACCCCACGGAGGUGAGGAUGAAGUCGUCGUUUCUCUCUUUUCUGUGA